Closterium sp. NIES-67 is the source of this 4519-nucleotide messenger RNA. The record is from the annotation of a GenBank genome assembly. NCBI's taxonomy places the organism in Eukaryota, Viridiplantae, Streptophyta, Zygnematophyceae, Desmidiales, Closteriaceae.
UCAGGCAGUGUCAGAGCGAGUCGGACCUUCCUGGUCUAGCACACACCGAGCAAUGCCGUCACACGCGCACGCCCCAUCGAUGCGGAGCCGCUCGCGCCAUCGAUGCGGAGCCGCUCGCGAUGAGAGAGAACGCAAGCCGUCCCGGCGGCCGUAGGCCGUCCGAUCAUCGCGCGGCCGACCUCGUGUCGCUCGCCUCUCGAUUUCAUUCCCCUCCGCCCGUCGCCUCGCCGUCCCAUCGCACGGCGUCGUAAUGGCAACUUGCUCGCAGACGAGCGUCGAACGACCGGUCGCCGUCGCCGGGGGUCAUUGCACGCGCGCCGGCUUCCCGUGCCUUGUGAAGCUGUCGCCCGGAACAGUCUCGCAAUUCCCAACGCGAUGAUCGCUCGCCGUGGCCCCUCCGCGUCCUCGCGCGCGCACUCCCCUCCGCGCACCUCCUCGCGCUCCCCUCCCCGCGCCUCUGACUCCGUCUCUCUCCCGCCCGUCUCCCUCCGCCGCUUCCCCUUCUUCCGCCCACGCACCCGCCCCUUGCGGCGAGUCACCAGCCUCAGCGCGCUUUGCUGCGUGCUCUCGCUCGUAGCAUGCAUCGCCCUCCUGAUCUUCCUGCGCCCCCGGCUCAGGCCGAGCCACGUUACACCUGACGCGGUUACCAGCACUAGCGCUGCUGGUCCAUGCGACUUCGGAUUAGACGGUGACGGAUUCCGUUUGUCUAACCGAGCAGGAUCGGUUGCGUGCGGCGCCCUGCACGAGUGGGAGUGGGCGGCAGAAGGCGUGGGCGAGAAGUAUCGAUCUGGUGGCUGGGCGCAUGACCAAGGGGCGGAGUUGCGAGGGGGACUGCUCGGGCGUACUGCUGCUAGUAGCAGCGGCGAGGGGAGUGGUGGCUCUGGUUCGGGCGUAGGUUCGGGCGUAGGUUCGGGCAUAGGUUCGGACUUAGGUUCGGGCAUAGGUUCAGGAUCAUUGUCUGGCCGUGCAGGCGCCGCCGUGCCUCCUCUGCGUGCGUUCGUGAGCCCGUCCUUCUUUCACCCCUUGGCGUUCGCUGGCGAGGCGAGUCGAGGUGGUGGCCGUGCUACGAGUGGAGGGGAUGGGAAUGCGGACGGUGGGAGUGGAGCAGGUGGGGGUGGGGAGGGUGGGAAUGGAGGGGGUGGGAAGAGUAACGCCAGUGGUGGAAGCAGCGCAGAAUCGGGUAGCAUCAGCAACGACAACAGCAACUCCCGUGGCCCCACCACGCCAUGGGGCAUCUGCAUUGCCAUUGCGCCUCUCCACUGCUCCUGCUCCCCUGCCGGCCGUCCUCUCUCGUCCCCCUCGGCCCACUCACCCGCACCCAUCUUCGCCCUCCUCAAGCUCCUUCACAGCCACUUCAAGGCGUCAGCCUCCGCAGUCAGCAAAGAGCAGAGCAGGGAUACUUCCAACCGCCCCUCCCCUUCCCCCUCACCCACUCUCAGCCUCCUGCUCUCUCUUGACCGCCACCGCGCCGAGGGGCUUCUUCUAAAACGCGCCAUGCGCGCUGUGGCUUGCAGGCCCAGCUGCCGAGCCUCCGUGACAGGCCCGGGAACGCGUGAGGUUGGGACUGGGCAGAGAAAUAUAAAAAAGCAGAGAGCAGGAGAGGGAGAGGUGAAGGCGACUGAGGGAGCGGGGUGGAGUGCCGAUGAUGAUGGCAUGGAGGAUGACGAUGGGGACAUGGAGGACGUCACGGAUAGUGACAGUGGCACGGAGGGCGACUGGCUGGGACUGGAGGAGCUCUCAGGAGAUUUCGAGGUGGACCUGGUGCAGACGCCUCCUGCCGUCUGCUCUCUCGCGCACGCACUGCCAGCAGCUGCCAGGCGGCAGCUCCUGAGCGCCUACUCCCCGCGCUUCUUCCCCCCUGGGCACGCAGCACGCCUCUUGACGCCCCUCAGCAGCCUCUCUGCGGAGGUGGCGGAUGGACUUGGGCAGCACAGGGGGGCAAAGAUGAGGCAGGGAGAUGGACAGCCGCAGCAGCAGCAGCAGCAAGGGGAGAAGGAGCAGGGGUGUGGGGAGAGAGUGAGAGAGGCGUGUAUGCGGCUGGCGUGGCAGCAGGAGGUGCAGCGCUCAGUGCAGUUCGUGCAUGCUGUCAGGCAGUGCGCCGCGUCCAACCCACGAUUCGUGCUCUUCCUGCAAGGGGGGGAGGAGGAGGAACGAGGUGGGGCGGGAGAGAGAGGAGGGGCGAGAGGGAGACGAGGGGUUGGAGGGAGAGGAGGGGUGCGAGUGAGGGAGGGGUAUGACGUGGCGAUGGAGAGGUUCCUGUUUCGAGAGCUGAGGGGGAGGGACUGGGGGGUGGUGUCCCUCGCAGGACGGGCGCGGCCAAGUGGGAAUGGCUCACAAGCUGAUGGCGAAUCAGUCUAUAACGAAGCCACAAUGCUGCGCCCUGUGCGUGGCGUGCAAGCGCUGCUGCUGCGAGGCGAGGAGAGUCAGAUCCUGCCGCUCUUGACUUACGUGGAAGACAGGUUCCUGGAGGCCCCUCUGGAGGACCUCCUUAUAAGCUUCUGCGGUAGGAGCAACAAGUCCGCUCACCUGCACCACCCUCCGCUCUUCUGGCAGACCGUGGGAGGAGGGAAGCGAGGCAAAAGAGAGGAAGGCUGGGAAGGCUUAGAGAAUGGGCUUUCACUGGAGGAGGGGGAGGAUGGGGCGCAAGAAGAAUGGGCGGUAGAGAACCCUUUUGCCAGCGAGGUUAAGGAACCCAUUCGCACCGCACCCCACCCACCACCACCGUCCCUGGAGCAGUCUAUGCUGGUCACUGUUCAUGGGGGAGAGGUUCAGGUGGGGACUGGGGUAGGCGGUGCUGUGAGUGGGUCAUUGAGUAGCAAGGGAGGGGGAAAGGGGAAGAGCAGGGCGGAGGACAAUGGUGAUGGGGGCGUCAAGGCAGAGGGGGCGGGCAACGAUGUGAGCGGAAGCAGUGGGGGCAGCAGCAGUGGGGGCAGCAGCAGUGGGGGCAGCAGCAGUGGGGGAGCACAAGGCAAGCCCGAUCGUAAACGCUAUGGAAACAGCACCAAGGCAGCGGGACACAGCACUAGUGGCAGCCCCGUGCAACCUGCAGCAGUGGUGCUGUCCCCCGGCUCGUUUGCCUGCUGGGUGACCCGAGGCAGCGCGAGAGGGAAGGGCGAGGAGCCUGGGGAAGGUGGUGGGACGAGAGGGGGGGAGGAAGACGCAGAUAAGGGGAGGGGAGAGGUGGAUGGGGGGGAUGGUUUGGGUAAGUUGAGGGGAAGUGGUGCUGGUGGUGGUGAUUAUGACUACAGUGAUGCCGCAAGCCCCGAACCUGCGCCUUAUAACGAAUCCUCUGCUGCUGCAGCUGAAAGUGCACCUGAGGCAACAGAGGGCGUGACAGCAGAGGGAGUGAUUCGAGGCGUGGUUGUUCUUGAGAGCCCGCUGACAGAGCAGGGAGCAGUGGCGUGGACGAUGGUAGCACCAAGCGUGCAGCAGGGAGGCCGUGCUGCUGAUGUGAGGGGUGACGGGGCGGUACGGGGGCAGACUGAGGCAACAGCAACACGGGAAGGAAAGGACAAAGAGGAAGAGAAGGAAUCAAGGCUUCUCACCAUCCCCAUCUCAGGACGCCUCUUUCUGCCCGGAAUCAAGGACCAGCCGAACAUAUGGCCGACGAAAUCCUUCGAUAUUGAUGACUACACUACUGUAGAUGCCAUAUCCGCCACCACAGUUUCUACCUCUACUUCUGAAGACGGCUCUGUCAGGCUGGCUGCUCCCAGCGCUGCUGUCAGGGGCACAGUGCAGAUGGAGGGUGCGCUGACGUGGACUGACUCAGAUCCAGGUCAUGCCAGGCUGGCAGCGGAAGGGGUGGUGCUGAUUGAGAGGAGGGAGGGUGAGGAGGGGAGGGAGGAGGAGCGAGUGUGGGGAGCGUGGCGGGAUGUGGGUGUGUGGGGGGGUGGUCGUGCUGGUGGUGAUGGUGAUCGGGUGCAAGGUGCGGGUGGGGCAGAUGGGGGAUCACAGGAGAAGGGCAUGCGGCCCAGUGAUGCAGAUGGGCGGGUGGGAGCAGCUGGGUCAGGGCAAGCUGGGGGCAGAAGCACGAGGAGAGGAGGCAACAUGAGAGGUAGUCGGAGGGCAGCCAGGUUUGUGUUUGACGAGCCUCAAGCAGGCGCUCACCACGGCAGGUUGAGGGAUGCUGGCAUGGCCAGGCAGCUGAGGAGAGACCUGCUUGGAACGAGCGUUGACGGUGAUGAGGGAGUUGGUGCUUUUGACAGCAGGGACAGUGACGGUAGUGGCGGCAGCAGCACUGCCACUGCCACUAGUGGCAGUCACCAGGAAGAGCCCACCAUGCUGCAACUGUCAUGUGAUGGCAUGGUGGAAUACACAGUGGCCAAAUGACUGCAUAUGUAUAGCGUAGCAGCAGUAAUAUGCAAUCUUCCGAUUCGCAACAGUGAGGGCGUACUCCAACAAAGGUGGAUCAGACUUACGCAGCAGAGUGCUGUGCUAUAAGAGUUUCCUAACUUCUAUACGGCUUAUGUUACCAUGAUGCUGUUUUGCACCCUACUUGCUUGCCUUUCCAUCGUAUAUG